Molecule: messenger RNA, 597 nt
Organism: Symbiodinium natans
Lineage: Eukaryota; Dinophyceae; Suessiales; Symbiodiniaceae
Source: the annotation of a GenBank genome assembly
AUGGCCUCCGGCGCACCACCGCAGGUCUGCCACUUCAAGUUGGUGCUUUUGGGGGAUGCCUCAGUGGGCAAGUCCUGUCUUGUCGUCAGAUUUGCCAAAGGAGAGUUCUAUGAGUACCAGGAACCAACAAUUGGAGCUGCCUUCAUGACGCAGACAGUAAGCCUCAACACAGAGGUUGUCAAGUUCGAGAUCUGGGAUACCGCUGGGCAGGAGCGCUACAAGAGCCUUGUCCCAAUGUACUACCGGGGCGCUGCAGCUGCUGUCAUCGUCUUUGACAUCACGUCGCGGGAGUCCUUCGAUGCAGCCAAAGCCUGGGUUUCCGAGCUGCAGAACACGGACACAUUGAUCGCGCUAGCGGGGAACAAGUCUGACUUGGAGGCAGCUCGGGCUGUCGACAGGGAUGCGGCUAGAGCUUAUGCAGACCAGAUGAGCCUCCUGUACAUGGAGACGUCAGCCAAGACCGGGCAGAACGUGAACGAGUUGUUCAAUGAGAUCGCAGUUCGCCUGCCAAGGAGAUCGCAGGAGGAGCCGAGGACACGGGGUUUUGCCGUCGGACAGAGCGGCACAAGCUCUGCUGGUUGUGCGUCCUCUUGCUGA